Molecule: messenger RNA, 731 nt
Organism: Blepharisma stoltei
Lineage: Eukaryota; Ciliophora; Heterotrichea; Heterotrichida; Blepharismidae
Source: the annotation of a GenBank genome assembly
AUGGUUGAAUGCUUUGACGAAUACUUGGGAUCUGAAUGCACAAGCGCUUUCGAUUUCAUGUUUGAGUCAAUGCAAUCCGAAUUAAUUCAUCAUAAUGAACGUAAGGUAUCGUUUGUUGACUUAUUAAGUUACUCAUACCCUCAUCAUAUAGAUGUAAAUUUCUAUUUAGAUGCCCAGUAUUGAAUCAUUACCUGAUCAUUUUGAUGAACAAGCCCUCACGCAAUCAUUUAGUACUCAAGAUGAUUGUGAAGUCGCUAUAUUCCAAUUUAUAUAAAUUUUAUAAAAAAAUAAUUAAAAAAUACUAUAUUUACUAUAAAAAAAAUAAGGCUAAUUUUCAUAUUGAUAUUAUGGUAAUUAUUAAUUAAAGCAUAAAUCCUUUGAUUUAUGAAGUCUAUGAGACCCAAAUCCAAAAACAAAAGAAAAGGAAACCGGCCGUUUCUAAAGAGACGAUUGUUGUCAUUCAACGGCCUGUCGAGCUAACUCCAGACCAUAUAAUUGGGACAAUUACACUUGAAGAACGCCGGAAAAAGAUCAAAAAAUAUCUUGAAAAAAGACAGCGAAGGACUUGGAAUAAAAAAAUCUCAUAUGACUGUCGAAAACGAGUUGCAGAUAAUCGACUGAGAAUCAAAGGAAGAUUUGUAACAAAGGAGCAAGCUAUUGCGAUCCUUGGGAUUGACCAUCCAGCUGUACAAAAUUUGUUGGCUAUGGAAAGAGAAAGCCAGAAUAAUUAG